Messenger RNA from Symbiodinium natans, 516 nucleotides. NCBI's taxonomy places the organism in Eukaryota, Dinophyceae, Suessiales, Symbiodiniaceae. The record is from the annotation of a GenBank genome assembly.
AUGUCGCCUCGUGGAAGAACCCGGCAGGCCUUUGCGUGUCGUGGGAACGUGCAGAAGCAUGGCCGCGGAUUUCGAGUUCGUUUUUGGUGUGGAGAGAUUCAGAACAUGCGGGAGUCGAAGAAGAAAGCGCUCGCCGACUUCCAGUGUCUUCGCCAGUGCUCCACCUCGGGCGAUCUUGUGGCCUGUGCUGCGAGUCUGAAGGCACCCGCCUCUCCGCCCUGCAGCAGCCAGUCUUUGACUCUUUGCGGGCUAAACGUGCAGUAUCCGUGGAGUCGGCUCCUCAUGGUGCAAGGCGAUGGAUGUGAGUACGCUCUGGGGAAGUACCGCUGCUUCUCCGCGGGCGAGCAGCUGUUCUUCAUCGAGACUCUGGGCAGCGGCUCCACGCAGGGCGCCAUGGUGGACAUCGCGAUGGUUCGCGCUCCAUUGAAAGCGCAAGUGCUCGGCGUCAUCGUUUUGCGGGCAGCAUCGAGUUUGAGAAUUACGACCACUUCGAUGCUCAUCGACCGGAUACCUUGA